UUCACCUUGGCGCGCUAGCUCCCUCUUCAGUCUUCUCUACUCCGUCUGCAGAAAUGACGAAGAAGAAGAAGAAGCCAAGCCCAAGAGUGCCGGAAGUCCUCCGACGACUGUACGGGACAAGAGUGAAAACCCUAGCCACUUCUAUACUCUCCUUAAUUUCCCAUCCCACUGCUUCCUCGCCGCCGUCUUGCAGCUGCAUUGGUUCCCGCCCGUUCGGCUGCCUCCUUUGUACCGCCGGCGAAAGCGCCUUGCCGUUCCUUCUAAGACCCAAUGAUCCAUCUGAAUACCGGGAUCUGCUCAACUUCAGCUACGUCGUCUUCAGCGACAAUGCUCCUCCGUUACGCGACUUCCGUACGGACAAUUACUGGUCCCAGCAUAAGAUUGUUCAAAGGGUGAUUGAGGCUGUGUUGAAGGAGCAGAAGCGGGCGUCUGGUAAUGUAAUCUGUGUUGGAUAUGAUAAGUUCAAGCGUUCAAGUCCCAUUACCGAGCUUUUGACGGCUAAAGGAUGGAGUCUUCUUCUGGAACGGGUGGGAGAUGAUGUUAUGAUUUAUCUUCUGAAGUAUGCAUCAAUCUUUCUGCCAUUUCCUUGCUCGAAAUACCAGCAAGUUGCUGGCUUUCCUACGAGCAACUUUGCUCUUCAAUUUUUGUCAAAGCACAAGGUGGAGUCACAAUCGCAGAGCAAACGUCCUUUGGCCAACAGUUUUGAACCAACAAAGAAGAGGGCUAGAUUCACUGAGGAAAAUGUGAUGCAUCACACUAGCAAUUGUGUUGAAAGAUGUGAUCAAAUGGAUGCUCCCAAGGCAGAGAUAAGUGGCCAAAAGCAUCACUUGUACGAUGAGCCUGAGGGCUCCAAGCAUAACGUUUUGGGUAGCAGAAAGCGGUCAUGUAAGUGGCAGCGUCGCAGAAACUUAAGGCGUCUUGCUGCUAAAGAAGAUGGUGAAGAGAACUCUUGCAGCAUUAAGUGUAAUCGUGAAGUUGGGUUCUCUAAAACCUCUCAUACUGGAUGUACUAAUGUCAGUUCAGAUCAUCAUCAUAAAAAGGUCAUAUCCGCUCAUGCAGUUACUAAAGGGGCUGAGAUCAAUCGGCAACCCAUCUUCUAUAGUUAUGGUGGAGCUUCAUCAGUUCUUCCCCCGAAGCAUGUAUUGAAAUCCUUAAAGCCGAACCAUACUAGUUCUAGUUCUCUUCUACAGAGUAUUUUUGGCUUCUCUGAUGUAGCUGGAAGUGCACAAUCACUGACAUGCUCCAACUGUAAUGCUUCUUCCUCGAGUCGACCUAUGUGCCUGCAUCAUUCACUUGCUAAACUGCUGAAGAACCUAAUUUUUCGAACUCAACGAUGCAAUCACUUGAAGCUAUUAGAUAAACACUGUCCCGUUCCCUCUUCAUGUCAGAACUUUCAGGACAAAGAUCUGAAUGGAAAAGGACGUGACAGUUCCUCCAGUUGCAAUUUGAAUUCCUAUAGUAAACCUCAAGCCGUCACUGAUACCCAGUUCAAAGGAAUGAAGUCUUAUUGCUCAAAACAUCAGGUGAUAUCAUUUAUAUGGGCUGUUAGUAGAAACAUAGUUCCUCCUGACUUGCUUGGAACUCCAUCAAGCUGGAGGGUCUUAAGGAGAAAUAUUGCGAAGUUUAUUCGUCUAAGAAGAUAUGAAAAGUUCUAUUUGAAGCAAUGCAUGCAUGAACUGAAGACAUCAAGCUUCCCCAUCUUGUGCAACAAACACCAACUGCUAGAGAAAUGGAUUGUUUGGUUUUUCUCUAACAUAAUAGUUCCCUUGCUUCAAGCAAACUUCUACAUCACCGAGAGUGAGCAUGGGAAGCAAGAAGUUUUCUAUUAUAGGAAAUCAAGUUGGGAAACGUUGAAGAAUCAAACCAUGGCCUGCUUGGAAGACAAGAAUUAUCAAACUCUAAAUGUAGCUGAAGUUUCGGGUAUUCUAAAUAAUAGAUCAUUUGGUUUCUCAAAGCUCAGACUUGUUCCCAAAAAGAAUUCAAUGAGGGUGGUUGCAAAUCUCAAAGCAGCAUCAAGACUGUCUGCUUCAGAAUCUUCCUCGCAUGUUCAAUCUUCGUCAGUGUCAAGGAAAGUCCAUUCUCUCAGUGACGUGGAUGUAAGACACAAGUAUUUCAAGCCAGUGAACUGCGUACUUCGUGAUGCACAUGCUGUUCUUAGAGGCAUGCGGUCGAAAGAACCAGAGAAGUUUGGUUCAUCGGUGUUUGACUACAAUGACAUCUACAAGAAGUUGUGCCCAUUUAUCAUGAGUCUGAACAGGAAGCCAUCAGUCUCAUCAUUACCCAAUGUUUUCACAGUUGUUUCUGAUGUAUCAAAAGCUUUUGACUCUGUGAAUCAGGAUAAAUUGGUUAGCAUCUUAAAUGCUGUGCUCAGUGAAGAUGGGUAUCUUCUGAAACACGUCAACCAAGUUUUCUGCACUAAGAAAUCUUUGUGGGUGCAAGAAAAGGCCAGCCUAUUUGAGCCAGUUAAUGUCAUCGACAGUAAAAGAUGCGGCUCUAGUGCAGUCAGUUCCAUAAGCAGUGUGCUUGUUAAUCAGGGAAUAGAAAGGCACUUGAGCAGAAGUGAGGUCAUGAAUGUACUCAAGGAACUUGUCAAGCGUAAUGUUUUGCGGAUGGGUAAAUGCUUUUACUUGCAAGGUAUGGGAAUACCUCAGGGAUCUAUUGUGUCUUCUCUGCUUUGCUCGCUAUACUAUGGGCACCUUGAGAGAAGAGUGAUUUUCCCAUACCUUGAGAAAGCGAGCAAACCCAUCAUUGAACAUUCGUCGAGAAGACUUCAGUUACAAGAUUAUUGCGGAAAUGCAGAGACACGCUAUGCGCUUUUGAGAUUUAUUGAUGACUUCCUCCUUAUAACAACCUCAAAGGAUCAGGCUUCUGAAUUUUUCGAGAAGUUGAAGAAGGGAUUUGGAGACUACAACUGCUACAUGAAUGCAGAAAAAUUCUGUCUCAAUUUUGAUCCUGGACAUGAAUCGCCGCCUCCAUCAAACAGGAUCUACGUCGCUGAAGAUGGAGCUUCAUUCGUUCGAUGGAGUGGAUUGCUUCUGAAUGCUUCCACUUUGGAAAUACAAGCAGACUACACAAGGUAUCUGAACAACCAUUUGAGGUCACGUCUUACCAUUGGCUGGGGCAAGAAACCGAGACUCCAUAUGGAGAAAAAGUUGCAAGCUUUCAUGACACCCAAGUGUCAUCCCUUGUUUUUUGAUUCAAACAUCAACUCAGCACCAGUUGUGAGAUUGAACGUCUUCCAGGCCUUCCUGAUAUCUGCUAUGAUAUUCCAUUGUUACGUUUCUGAGAUGUCGUACAUCUGCAAAUUCCCUGCUGAAUCCCAUUUGAAGACGAUUCAGGGAACCUGGAGAUAUAUGCAUACACUGAUAAAGAGAAGGAUGCAGUCUUUAUCUUCUUCUUCCGGUUCUUGUCCCAGUCCAGUGCUUCGGUUGCACGAGACCGAAGUACACUGGCUUGCGAUGAAAGCUUACAUUGAAGUUCUAAAGAGGAAGCAGUCACGGCACAGAGUCUUGCUCUCCAUGUUGAGAUCAAAGUUGUCAGCUCAUCCAAUCAGCCAGAGUAAGAAUUUGCCACCUGAACUGAAAUAUGCUGUUGAUAGAUCGAAUUCCUCCUUGCUCUGGAAAAUCAAGUAUUGAACGCACAGAAGCGACUGUCUCCUAUACCUUAGCAUCCCCUUUAGUCUUCCUGUGACAAACCCUAUUAGCUGGAAAUUGACAGCUGGAGUGAUUCUGCACUGGCUUUCAUAUUUAACAAUUAACAAUCCUUGGCGGGAAAUUUUAUCUUACGCUUUCAUAUUUAAGACACACUCUCUUAUUGCUUACUCAAUUACUUGUCCUUGAAGCAAAACAAAGCCAAGCAGCCAUGGUGAAAUUUGUAAAAUUUUGGAACCAACUUAUUAAUCAAGCAUUCUUCAGUAAUGUGUUCCCAACGUCAAUGACGAAUCUGUACUUAACAUCCGCCUUCUCCAAACGUUCCAUGGCCUUGUUCACAUAUUCCACCGGAAUAACCUCGACCUCCGCCGCAAUGCCAUGUUUGCCGGCGAAAUCAAGCAUCUCCUGAGUCUCCUUCAUCCCACCAAUCCCACUCCCGCCGACCAUCUUCCUGCCCUUCAGCAACGGGAAAGCCGGCAGCUCAAGCGGCUUCGUCGGCGCCCCGACCAAAACCAGCUUCCCAUUUGUCUUCAACAGCCCAAUCAACGGCACCAGCGGGUGAUCCGCCGACACGGUAUCGACGAUCCCGUCAAACCUCCCCAUCGCCGCCUUCAUCUCCUCCUGAUCGCGGCUGAUCAGAAACGAAUCGGCGCCGAGGUUUUGGAUUGCAUCAUCUUUCUUCGCCGGCGAAGUGCUGAUGACGGUUACUUGGGCCCCCAUUGCCCUAGCGAAUUUCACGGCAACGUGGCCCAGCCCACCGAGCCCAACAACGGCCAAGUUCAUCCCGGGCCGGUCCAGCCCAUAGUACCUUAAUGCGCUGUAAACCGUGAUCCCGGCGCAGAGCAAGGGAGCGGCGAAUUGGAGCGGCAGGGCGUCCGGGAUUCGGACCACGAAGUGCUCGUCGCAGACCAUGACAUCGGAGUAGCCGCCGUAGGUGACGGUUCCGUCGGAGCUGUGGCCGGAAUAGAUGGGGAUUGCUUUUGGGCAGUGGUUUUCGAGGUCGUGGAUGCAGCUGUCGCAGGAGCGGCAUGAGGCGGCGAUGCAACCGACGCCGACUCUGUCGCCGGGGCUGAAUUUCGUAACUUGGCUCCCGACCUCGGUGACUUGGCCGACGAUUUCGUGGCCGGGGACUAGUGGGUACGUGGCGAUACCCCAUUCGUUCUUGAUCAUGUGGAGGUCGGAGUGGCAGAUCCCGCAGUAGAGCACUUUGAACUUCACGUCCUUCUCCCCUGUUGCCCUUCGGGAGAAAUUGAAGGGAGAGAGGACACCGGAUUGGUCCCUCGCAGCCCAACCAAAGGCCGGAACUGGGUGUUCUUGCUCUGCUGCCUUAAUUGCUGCCAUUUGCUUGCUCUGGGUCUUCUGAGGUUUAAAAAUUCAAGGUAAGGUAAUGGCUUUUAGUUAGAAUGUGGUGAAGGAAGGAUUAAUGGUGGAGGGGAUUGAGGUGGUGCUGGUUUGUAUGUAUAGUAGGCAGGCA
This is a messenger RNA of Linum tenue, 5124 nucleotides long. The record is from the annotation of a GenBank genome assembly. NCBI's taxonomy places the organism in Eukaryota, Viridiplantae, Streptophyta, Magnoliopsida, Malpighiales, Linaceae.